This is a messenger RNA of Acanthocheilonema viteae, 5574 nucleotides long. The record is from the annotation of a GenBank genome assembly. NCBI's taxonomy places the organism in Eukaryota, Metazoa, Nematoda, Chromadorea, Rhabditida, Onchocercidae.
AUGGAUAGAGAAAAUCAGCCAAAUCGUCCAACUCAUUCGACUGUCAAGGGCAAUCAUUCAAAUCGUCCAAGUUAUCCGGACAUUAGAGGGAAUCGUCCAAACCGUCUAACUUAUCCGGAUGUUAGAGAGAAUCAUCCAAACCGUCCAACUUAUCCGAACGUUAGAGGGAAUUAUCUAAACCGUCCAAAUUAUCCGGUCGUCAGAGGAAAUCAUCCGAAUCGGCUAACUCAUUCGAACAGUAGAGGAAAUUAUCCAAAUUGUCCAACUCAUCCGAUUGUCAGAGGAAAUCAUCCAAACCGUUCAACUCAUCCGAUCGUCAGAGAAAAUCAACCGAACUCUUCAACUUCUCCGAUUGACAGAGAAAAUCAUCCAAACCGUUCAACUCAUCCGAUCGUUAGAGAAAAUCAUCCAAAUCGUCCAACUGAUCCGAUCGUCAGAGAAAAUCAACCAAAUUCUUCGACUUUCUCGAUUGACGGAGAAAAUUAUCCAAACCGUUCAACAACUCAUCCGGUCGUCAGAGAAAAUCAACCAAACCCUUCAAUUUCUCCAACUAACAGAGAAAAUCAUCCAAAUCGUCCAACUGGUCUGAUUGCCAGAGAAAAUCAACCAGACCCUUUGAUUGACAGAGAAAAUUAUCCAAAUCUUCCAACUGAUCCGGUCGUCAGAGAAAAUCAACCAGACCCUCCAACUUCGCCAAUUGACAGAGAAAAUCAACCAAACGUUUUAGCUCAACCGAUUGGCAGAGAAAAUCAACCAAAUCCUUCAACUUCUCUUUCUCCGACUAACAGAGAAAAUUAUCCAAAUCGUCCAAUUCACCCGACUGGCAGCGGAAAUCAUCCAAACAUUCCAGUUCAUCCAAUCGACAGGGAAAUUUAUGGAGACAAUCUGAUUGACAGGGAAAUUUAUAGAGAUCAUCCGAUCGAUAGGGAAAUUUAUGGAGAACAUCCGAUCGUAAAAAUGUUUCGUCGACAUCUACAUACUAAUUUACAUGCAAUGAGACGUAUAGUUUUCAUUCCGUCAUUAAAUCCUUGCAAGAAUUCCUUAAUUGCGUGUGUUGCAGCGCUAUAUUCGAUGAAAAGAAAGCCUACGGCUGAGGUUAUGAGGAAUGAAAAAGGGAAAGUUGGUGACUCAGUGUUUGUCGCUUUCGGUAAGCCAGCAGCGAUAAGAUUUGCUGAUACCUGUAAACAGAAUAGUAUGGAUAGGAAUUUCAAACAUAAUAUGUCCAGUGGUAACCCGCGAGGGAAACCAAGAAGAAAUGGAUCUAUUCCAGAUUAUGGUGGUCAACAUAUUGUAAGCUCUCAAGUGCCCGUUGCAGUGCUACCGCCCGGGCAGCCACCACAACCUUUGGUUAAUGGAAAUACUGGGCAACCACCCCAACAACUUUCAUUCGCUAUACCAAGUGUAGACAACGCACAUCCGCCACACACUACAGGCCAAUAUCCCACUGUUACACGGAUGCCGCCUAGGAAUCUUCCGAAUCCAAGUAUGCAAUUUGCAGCGGGCGAAGCACAUGUAGAAGGUGCACGUCCGCAGCAAGGUAAUCAUCAGAUAACAAUACACACUGCCAGAUAUCAGACGCAACCAGUUCAGACACAACAGAAUUACCCUACUUCACAGUUGGCUUACCCGACAGCGCCACCUAAUUCGAUGUAUAAUUCGAAUGCCAUCUAUGGCGCGCACAGUUUUAUACCCAGCAAUCCGCAGUCAUUUUAUUACCCUCCGGUUGUUGCUCCGGUUUAUUCAUAUUUUCCUCCUGCACAACCAACAGAUUACAUCAAUCCGGCGGCAGCGGCAGCGGCACGCAUGAAUGUAGGUUACAAUCAAAAUCCGUUUCUAAUGCAAGCUACUGCAGCUGCAACACCACCCACUGCACCACCUGCAACGACAACUACAGCUGGAGUAGCUGGCAGUAUACCACAACAACCAUCGCAACAACUGACAAAAACUAAGAAAAUUUUGUCAAUAGUUGAUCCGAUGACGAACGAAGUAACGAAUAAGGAUCAUAUCAUUAGAUCUGAAAAGGAACAACAACAAAUCAUGCAACAGAACGUGGAAAAUGCUGAUACUGGCAAGUUUAAUCAGUUUGUCACUUUAUUAGCAGUUUAUAAUUUCUAUAUCUAUCUAGUUAGCUUGCUUAUACAGAAAACCAUAUUUCAGUCGCAUUUGCAUAACGACGUCAGUGGUUCAGGAGAUGAUGAGCCGCUAUUGCGCCGUAACCGAUGCAAUUCAUCCCUCAUGCAGCUAGGAAGUAGCAAAAAAGGCCCGUCGUCAGGACAGGAUGUGAGACGUGAGCAGCCGUCGUCAUUUCCUUCAAAUGCAUCUCAGAAGUUCACAAUGCAGGUUGUGCAAUCAGUAUUAGGUGGUUCUAAUGCUGUCAUCGCCGUGACAUCUACUCCAUCACCUACAAUCAGUGCCGCAUCUUUUCCAGCGCAGGCAGUUCAAAACGAUACAGUCGGUGAUGUCGUACCACGACCAUCGACAUCAGCUCCACCAAUAUCUACUGUCAUACCACCGUCUAAGGAGAUCGAGAGAAGUGCUCCACCCGAAUUGUCAGCAGAAGAAACAAAAAUUGUAGAAGCACCGAAAUCAAUAGAAGGAAAUGAUUCGAUUGUCUCAGCUGAACCACAAGUAUUAGAUGAACAAAUUGAACAAGACAGCAAACAGGAAAAGGAGUCUCAACAGAUUGCUGAAAUGGCGACACCUGUUAUUACAAAAGAUUGUACAGAACAGGAUGUGGGAACCGCUAUUAUAAAAGCAGGUGAACUUUCGAAACAAGAAGAAUGUCAAGAAGAUGAUGAAGAGGAUGAAGAGGAUGAAGAAGACGAAGAAGAACGUCGAAAACACCAACUACUGCAGCGAGCAGACGCUGAUGAUACCGUUCUUUCGCUUUCAAUGCAGGGUCAUUCUGUUGUCGAAAUAGUACACGAAGAAGAAACCGAAAAAGAUGAGAAAUUUUCCGAAGUAGAAGAAAGUCCUGAGGCAAUGCGAACGAGAAAAAAACAAGAAUAUAUUGCUAAACAGAAGGAGAUGUUGCAGAACGAACAUAAUGUUCAAUUGAAUGAACGCAUAUACGGUCAUGAUUAUUUGUUUCUGAUACGUGACAUAGUUAAAGAUAUCUUCAUGGAUUCCGUACUGCCUGUAAAAGUAUCAGACUUGAAAGAUCUUGGCAUCGAUAUUGCUUCGGCACCUGCCAAUGGGACUAUUGGUGACCGUCAGCGCCGUUUCGAUAGCGCAGUUGGUGCUGGUGCUCGAUUCAUACCUGGUUGGGUAGAUAAAAGCCAAUCAAAACCAAAAGCAUAUCAUGGAAGACUUAGCGAUCGGACACAUUCAAAUCAGCGUGAACGUGACCGGAAAAGGGCAGCGGUAAGUCGGCCAUCAAUUGAUCGGCCCAAUCGUGAACCAGUAAAGUUGCAUAAAGCUGAAAAUGCAUGGAAACCGGAACGAAAUAUUGAUGCCAGUCAGAAACUGUAUAAGAAUGUUCGCAGUUUGUUAAAUAAAUUGACGCCAUCAACAUUCGAAGAACUUGCACGGGACUUUUUGCGUUUUGAAGUAUAUAAAAACAAGGAACAAAUGGGUGAAGUGAUCAACAUUAUCUUCGAUAAAGCUGUUGAGGAACCGAAUUUCUGUGCUCUCUAUAGUGAUCUUUGCAAAAUGCAAGUGGUGAAAGAAUCGAAGGAAUCGAAGGAUAAAUCAAAAUUUCGAAGUGCAUUACUGACUCGAUGUCAGAAUACAUUUGAGGAGAAACGAAUGUCUGAAAUCAACAAUAAGAAAAUUGAAAUGGAGAAAGAAACUGAUGAGAAAAAGAAACGAGAACUGAAAAUAGAAUUGAUGGAAAUGGAAGCUCGAGAACGGCGGCGAAUGUUAGGCAAUAUAGGAUUUAUUGGACAACUAUUUAGGCAUGAAUUGAUAGUGCCACGGAUUUUGAAUUGGUGUAUAGUACAUUUGCUCAAAAAUCACAGUGAAUCACCGGAUGGUGAUGAAGAAAGUAUAGAAUGUGCGGUCAAAAUGCUUGAGUCAGUAGGUAAGUUGGCUGAUCGUCAGUGUCAACAGCAGCAACAAGCAAGCUAUCAGUUGGGAUCAUCGGAUUCACAUGGACAAAGUGCACAGCAUGAUCAUCCUCAAGAAGCACAGAAACACGAAGAAUUUAAUACGAAUCUUUAUUUUGAACAUCUUAGAGAAGUUUCGACAAAAGUAUCAAAUCGCGUUCGGUUUUUGAUCCUCAAUCUUAUCGAACUAAGAGAUAAUAAAUGGGUACCACGGACAUCUGAAAGUGGACCAAAAACUCUAGAAGAAGUACAUGAUGAAGCACGAAGAGAAGAAAUGGCAAAUAGGUUACAGCGUGAACAAUAUGCCAAUAAAAAACGAUAUGAGGGUCGGACUUCGUUAGAUAAGCGUAACCAAAGGCCAGUAUUGAUUGGAAGGCAGUCACAGGAUGGUCGUCAAUACGGACCGAGAGUUGGUGAGCCAAAUCGCGAUCAGAAAGCACGAGCUGCUGGAGCUGCUAAUCUAGUUGCUAAUACUGCUAGCAGGAAAAAUCAAACUCUAAAUAGCGUUGAUCAACCACAGUCACUCGGUGCACGUCGACCUCCAUUUGCAGGUGGUGCAAUUGGUGGAGGUCAACAAAUGGAUAGGAAUAUAUUAUCUCGUGGUACGCUUGGUCGUGGAGCGGGCCGUGGCUCGCUAGCUUCUAGAGACAAUUCUCAACCGUCUAGUCGAGAACCGUCAGAAUCUAGGAAGUCUAGAGACGACGAACGUAGUGCAGCCAUUGCAGCGGCAAGCGCUGUAACGCACAGUGCAAGCGCUAAUGCAUUGAGGCGUGGAUAUGCGGGUAUAAUAGCCGGUGGUUCAUCACCACCACCAUUAACCGUAGAUGAUGAAAAAAAAGAUGGGAACCAAGUUAACAGAGGAAGUGAAUUGGAUGAGAAGGAAAUAUUUGGAUCACUCUACCGAGAAUUGCAUGAUUAUUUCUCCGAUAGCACAAAUAUUGAACUGCUAUUCCAAUCAGUCAUGGAAAUAAUGAUCGAUGAAAAGACAAUGAACAUAGACCUUCGUCGUGUUCGACAAGCAUUUCGAUUGUUGAUGAAAAUAGGUGUUGAAAAAACUAAUGGAGAUAUUCGAAAUCCACGAAGGCGAUGUGUUGGCCAAGUGAUAUGCAGGUGUUUGCAACGACCUGACAUCAAAGCACAUGCUCUUCGAGGGGUUGCAGACUACUGCACGCAAGUGGUGGAAGUGGAACUGUGGGAAGAUAACAUGAGGAUAUGGGAAUGUGUGGCGGAGGUGAUAAGUUGGUCAAUAAUGUGUGAAGUGCAACAUUUUGAAGGUCCUCGACCAUCUUUAGGGGAUUUCAAGGAAGCAUUUAAGAAUGCUGAUGCUGAUUCAAGGAAGCCAAACGCCCUUCUUGUCAAUGUGCUCAAACGACUAGUAGAAAUAGAGCAUGAUCGCGACGGACAGGUAUCAUCAACAGGAAUGGCAUUUGAUGAAAUCAAGGAUUUACAUUCGGAUUCGCUGAUGGAUGAGCUCAAAUCAUGUCAGUUAUCAUUUGGCAAAAAUCUCUAUCAAUUAUUGCUCAACUAA